AUGUCUAUCAAACAAACAGUGCUCAUCAUUGGAGCCACUUCUGGCAUCGGAGCAGGCCUCGCACGACGUAUCCAUGCCCAAGGAAAGAAAGUCAUCGCCACAGGACGUCGACAAGAACGGCUCUCCUCCCUUACAGCCGAGCUUUCAGGCUUAGAGACUGCCAACUUCGACAUCAGCGAUCUCUCAACACUAGCAGGGAACAUCGCGGGACUCACCAAGAAAUACCAGGACAUCGACACUGUGAUUGUGAACGCGAGCAUCCAGAGCAUGUUCUCAUUCACGGACCCUACUUCCUCGUCACCGGAAGACAUCACAAAAGAAGUCAACACAAACCUCACUGCUCAAAUGAUCAUAUGCCAAACACUCGUCCCGCAUUUCUUGGCAUUGGAAAAACCUUGCAGCAUCAUUUUCAUCUCUUCAGCUUUCGCCUACAUCCCCGUGCAGUUCUUCCCAAUUUACGGUCCCACGAAGGCAGGACUUCAUUCCUUCGGGGUUUCACUUCGUGCUCAGUUGGCUGGGACUAACGUCACGGUCACUGACCUGGCGCCGGCGUACGUGGACACUGAGCUGGAUGUGAUGCACAAGGAGCGAAUGACCGAGAUGCUUGGAGGGUCAGACAGAGUACCAAAGCCUACCCCACUUGGGGAUUUCUUGGACGAUGCUAUGAAGGAAUUGGACACACUCGUAGACGGCAAGCCGAAGAGAGAAAUUGCCAUUGGGCACUUCCCUGAGAUGGCGCGGGAGGCUUGGAGGAAAGCCAUCGGGCCCUUGUUGGAGAUCUUCCAUGUUGAUGGGUAG
This is a messenger RNA of Hyaloscypha bicolor E, 798 nucleotides long. RefSeq names its product putative NADP(+)-dependent dehydrogenase. NCBI's taxonomy places the organism in Eukaryota, Fungi, Ascomycota, Leotiomycetes, Helotiales, Hyaloscyphaceae. The record is from RefSeq and is a predicted model, not a curated record. Gene Ontology annotation, cellular component: membrane. The transcript has a single exon. The coding region runs from base 1 to 798 and encodes 265 amino acids.